CUCCCCGCCACUGCGCUGCAGAUCAGACAGCCUAAACUUUCUGAUUUCUCUGAAUAGUUUUUAUUCAUCUUCAGAAAACUGCGCUCACAGACCGAGAGGAGACUGAUGGACCAGCAGCAGCAGCAGCAGCAGCAGCGCGGCUUCUUCUGACCCUCACUCUGAUCUGCAGUGGACAGCACUUCUAGAAGAUGGCAUCCAGCCCUAUUGACCCAUAUGUCUUCUCCUCUGACACACUUCCCACCGACCUCCGGUUCCUACCUCCACUGGCCAAUGGCCGGCUGGGCUGGAGAGUGUUUUGGACGGUUAUGCAUAUGGGUGGAGUUUAUAAUGGAGAGAAAGGAGCUUGUCACCGUGCUGAUAUACCAUGUCCACUGUCUGUAAAGAUGAGGACUGAAGAGGAGGGAAACCAAACAUACACUUUGGACACACACACAGGUAUAUUCACUCACUCUGUCCUUACCUCUCGUGUGCAGGCAUCUCAGCUGUUUUACGCACACCGGCAGUACCCCAACCUGCUCGUCAUGGAGGUGUUCCUGAAGCGCCAGGCUGCUACCGAGGACCCCAUCACAGUCAUGCUUGACAGUUCCUUCUCACCAUACAGUGAUGACAUCUCUUUCCAAGCUGCUCCAGACUAUAAAGGAGGAAGGCAUAUCUUUGGGCAGGCUAACUCUGCAGAGGUUCCUGGAGGACAUCGUCCCAGCGUGCACCUGAUCUGGACCCCAAUUGCCUCCUCUGUAAGUCUUCAGCCUGAUCAGAGUCAGUCUCGCUGGGGUUUUAUCCUUGCGGUUGCAGAGAGCAAUGAGACGGUUCAGGCUUGUUUCGACACUGGCAUGGAGCUCUUUGAACAAGGUGAUCUGCAGACCUCCCAUCAAAGGGCCUGGGCAGAACUGUGGCUGGACAGCAGGGUGGAGCUGGCAGGACCACUACCCCUCAGUCGAGCCGUGAUUGGCUGCAUGUUCUACCUCCUUAGUGCCUUCCCGUCACUCAAAGAGGCACCCAGCCCGUUUGGGGGCGUCAGCCCUGGAGGACUGUCCAAUGGGGGGCAGGGGCAGGACUACUGGGGACAUGUGUUCUGGGAUCAGGACACAUGGAUGUAUCCGAGCAUUGCACUGUUUUACCCUAAACUCGCCAAAGCUGUCCUGGAUUACAGAGUGAGCACAAUAGAAGGCGCUAAAUCCAAUGCCCAGCAGCAAGGUUUUAAGGGCUUGAAGUUUCCAUGGGAGAGUGCUGUAUCAGGUCAGGAGGUGUGUCCAGAAGACAUUUACGGACAACAGGAGAUCCAUAUUAAUGGAGAUGUAACUUUUGCCUUCCAGCAAUACUUCUACCUCACACGGGAUCUUGAUCUGUUUAAAUCUGGGCGUGGAAGUGAAGUGGUGUGGGGAGUGGCUGAUUACUGGGUGUCUCGAGUUACCUGGAACCCAGAAGAUAAGAGCUACCAUCUCAAAGGAGUGAUGCCUCCUGAUGAAUACUACUACAAUGUUGACAACUCUGUGUACACAAACAUUGUGGCCAAGAACAGUUUGCAGUUUGCUGUGGAGUUAGCUGGCCUGCUGCAGCAUCCGGCACCGCCAGAGUGGCAGGAGGUGGCUGAUAAACUCAAAAUCCCCUUUGACUCAGACCUGAAAUACCACCCGGAAUUUGAUGGUUACAGAAAGGGAAGUCCAGUAAAGCAGGCUGAUGCAGUGUUGAUAGGUUUUCCACUGGGCGUCUCAAUGAGCCCAGAAGUCAGAAGGAAUGAUCUGGAAUGGUACGCUGCUGUCACUGACCCAAAUGGACCUGCUAUGACCUGGGGAAUGUUUGCAGUGGGUUGGUUGGAGCUUGGUGAAGCUGAAAAAGCACAGCAGCUUAUAGAGAAGUGCUUUAAAAACAUCCAGGGACCCUUCCAGGUAUGGAGUGAGUCGUCUGAUGGUUCUGGAGCUGUUAACUUCCUCACUGGUAUGGGUGGAUUUCUGCAGGCUAUGCUGUUUGGGUACACUGGCUUUAGGAUACAAAAGGACUGUCUGUGUUUUGCUCCGCUGAUGCCUGAUGACGUGGCUGUGUUCAGUGUGAAAGGUGUGAGCUACCUCAACAACAAGCUGGACUGGCUGGUUCAGAAACAAGAAGUCAGUGUUGUAUUGAGGAAGCAGGCAGAGGAUUCUGGCAGUGAGAAGUUGUGUCCUCUGGAGAUCGUAUUAAAAAGCUCUGGAAAAAUAAUACCUCUUGUCCCAGGCCAGACGGUGACCUUUCCACGACAAGCUGGCAAGAUCCAUAAACAACAGUCUAGCUCAUCCUGCUGGCCUCUGUGAUCAACCAAUCAUACAGCAGAGCAGAGGGAUAGUGUGUGAUAGCUGUAGCCCUAAAGGACAGACAUAAUAAAAGUAUUACUUUUAUAUGUUGUAGCACCUUUGUGUAGAAUGUUUGUUUUAGGGAAUUACUUUCAGAUUGCAAAACUGUUGUUUUUUUUUAGACAAAAAUCUAAUCUAAUAAAUUAAAAUAAAUUAAAAUAAAUACAAAAAAUUUUUUUAACUAAUUUAAAAUGUUUACUUUAAAGGUAAGUGUUCACAUUACAUUACAUUGUAAUUAGCACACACUUUUAUCCAAAGCGAAUUAGACAUGUUUAGGUACAUAAGCAAAUAGAGGACAUACAAAUUAAAGGCAAAAUGUAAAACAUUUAGCAGAGCCUGAUGAAAUAUUAACAUUUCAGUUAGGAAAAACGUAGUAAGAGGUGAGCAUUAAAAGAAAGACCAUUUCAAACCACAUAGUGGUAAUACACAUUAAUAAUAAUUAAACAUAUUUAACACAAUAUUUUUUAAUGACAGAUGGUAACUGGAAAUUAAAAUUCUCAUUCUAGGUUUUUUACUUUUAGUAAAAUGAUUGUAUGGAUUAUAUGGAAAUAAAAUGAAAUGUGUUUUGGUA
Molecule: messenger RNA, 2895 nt
Organism: Astyanax mexicanus (Mexican tetra)
Lineage: Eukaryota; Metazoa; Chordata; Actinopteri; Characiformes; Acestrorhamphidae
Gene: pgghg
Product: protein-glucosylgalactosylhydroxylysine glucosidase
Exons: 14
Coding region: 189-2285 (698 amino acids)
Biological process (GO): carbohydrate metabolic process
Molecular function (GO): catalytic activity
Source: RefSeq, a predicted model, not a curated record